Messenger RNA from Aphidius gifuensis, 2061 nucleotides. Its product is annotated as probable methylmalonate-semialdehyde dehydrogenase [acylating], mitochondrial. NCBI's taxonomy places the organism in Eukaryota, Metazoa, Arthropoda, Insecta, Hymenoptera, Braconidae. Gene Ontology annotation, cellular component: mitochondrion. The record is from RefSeq and is a predicted model, not a curated record. The coding region runs from base 156 to 1718 and encodes 520 amino acids. Gene Ontology annotation, biological process: L-valine catabolic process; thymine catabolic process. The transcript has 6 exons. Gene Ontology annotation, molecular function: malonate-semialdehyde dehydrogenase (acetylating, [NAD(P)+]) activity; methylmalonate-semialdehyde dehydrogenase (acylating, NAD+) activity.
UAUAUAUGUGUAUAUAUAAUACACACACAGUGAAAGUGACUUUUUAUCAUGCCACAAAUUACCGAGCAAUUAUUCUUCAUCCAGAAGCCACAAGAGUAUCAUCAUCUUCCUCGUUAUAAAUACUCCAAAAAAUUUAACACGUCAAUUUUUAAAAAAUGGCUUUACUUGCAAGAACAGCUAAAUCUGAGAUGCAUCUUGCAAAGAGAUCAUACAGUAGCACUGCCCCAGCAGUGAAAAUGUUUAUCAAUGGACAAUUUGUUGAUUCAAAAAGUAAUGAAUUUAUUGAUGUACAUGAUCCAGCAACAAAUAAAGUAAUAUGUCGUACUCCAAAAUCAACAAAAAAUGAGAUGCAAAGUGCUGUUGAUUGUGCAAAAAUAGCAUAUGAAAAAUGGAGACAUACAAGUGUUCUUACUAGACAAACACUUAUGCUAAAAUAUCAAGCACUUAUACGUGAAAAUUCUAAAAUAAUUGCUGAAAAUAUUGUUAAAGAAAAUGGAAAAACAAUGGCAGAUGCUGAGGGUGAUGUUCUUCGUGGUUUACAGGUCGUUGAUUUUUGUACAGCAAUACCAACAUUACAACAGGGUGAAUCAACUCCAAAUGUUGCAACAGAUAUGGAUAUAAUAUCUUAUAAAAUACCACUUGGUGUUACAGCAUCAAUAUGUCCAUUUAAUUUUCCAGCAAUGAUACCAUUAUGGUCAUUUCCAAUAUCAGUUGCAUGUGGUAAUGCAACAAUAUUAAAACCAUCAGAAAGAGUACCAGGUGCAUCAAUGAUCCUUGCUGAAUUAUUUAAUAAAGCUGGUGCACCACCAGGUCUCUUAAAUAUCAUUCAUGGACAACAUGAUGCUGUUGAUUUUAUAUGUGAAAAUCCAGAUAUUAAAGCUGUGUCAUUUGUUGGAUCAGAUCAAGCUGGUAAAUAUAUUUACAAGCAAAGUAGUGCACAUGGUAAACGUGUACAAUGUAAUAUGGCUGCUAAAAAUCAUUGUAUUGUUAUGCCAGAUGCUAAUAAAAAUAAAACAAUAUCACAAAUUGUUGGUGCUGCAUUUGGUGCUGCUGGUCAACGUUGUAUGGCAUUAUCUGUUGCAAUAUUUGUUGGUAAAUCAAAAGAUUGGCUACCAGAAUUGGUUGAUGCUGCUAAAAAAUUAAAAGUCAAUGCUGGUCAUAUAGCUGGUGCUGAUUUAGGUCCAGUUAUAUCAACACAAUCUAAAAUAAGAAUUCAUCAACUUAUUGAAUCUGGUAUUAAUGAAAAUGCUAAAGUUGAUUUAGAUGGACGUAAUAUUAUUGUACCUGGUUAUGAAAAUGGUAAUUUUGUUGGACCAACAAUUAUUUCUGAUGUUAAAUCACAUAUGAAAUGUUAUAAAGAAGAAAUAUUUGGACCAGUUUUAAAUGUUAUGUUUGCUGAUACAAUGGAUGAUGCAAUUAAUAUUAUAAAUAAUAGUCCAUAUGGUAAUGGAACAGCAAUAUUUACAAUUAAUGGUGCAACUGCAAGAACAUUUGUUGAUAGAAUUGAAGCUGGACAAGUUGGUAUUAAUGUACCAAUUCCAGUUCCAUUACCAAUGUUUAGUUUUACUGGUAAUAAAGGAUCAUUCCUUGGUGAUAAUCAUUUCUAUGGAAAAUACGGAAUUAAUUUCCAUACUCAGACUAAAACCAUUACACAGCUUUGGCGUUCAGAUGAUGCAACAGACAUAACAUCAUCAACAGCAAUGCCAACAAUGCAGUAAUAAAAAUUAUCAUUUAAAAAAGGAUAUAUAUAUGUUAAAGAAAUGAGAAAAAUUAGUUUUUAUAAUUAAAUUUAAUAAUCCUCAGGGGAUAAAAUAAUAAUCAACGAAAUUACGUCUUCCAAUUAUAUAUAUUUUUGUAUUACCUAUUUAAAGUAAUAUAUAAAAAAAAUAUACACGACAAACAAGUCUUGUAUAUUGCAUUUAUUUUUUAUUUUGCCUUUAGCAACACCUGGGCUUCUUGAGUGUUAAUGUAAAAGGAUAAAUUUACCAUUAAAAAAAGGGUUUAAUAUAUGUAGGUGUAUUUAAUGUUUAAGGAAUAAAUUUUAACGCAAGCGCAUUUUAA